GCAACAUGACCCUGCAAUGCACCACGUCAGCGGGACACUGGAAGAUUGUGGUGUGGGAUGAGGAGGGCUUCCAGGGCCAGUGGCAUGAGUUCUCCACUGAGUGCCCCAGCAUGCUGGAAUUUGGCUUUGAGACUGUGCGGUCUUUGAAAGUGCUGAGUGGCGCGUGGGUGGGCUUUGAGCACGCUGGCUUCCAAGGGCAGCAAUACGUGCUGGAGCAAGGCGAGUACCCACGCUGGGAUGCCUGGAGCGGCAACAUGGCCUGCCCUGCUGUCAGGCUCACCUCCUUCCGGCCUAUGGCCUGUGCUAACCACCGUGAUUCUAGGCUGACCAUCUUCGAGCAAGAGAACUUUCUGGGCACGAAAGGAGAGCUGAGUGAUGACUACCCCUCUCUCCAGGCCAUGGGCUGGGACAGCAAUGAAGUGGGCUCCUUCCGUGUCCAAUCUGGGGCUUGGGUUUGCUCCCAGUUUCCUGGCUACCGAGGUUUUCAGUACAUGCUGGAGAGUGAUCACCACUCGGGCGACUACAAGCAUUUCCGGGAGUGGGGCUCUCAUGCCCAGACCGUCCAGGUGCAGAGUGUCCGCAGGAUCCAGCAGUGA
Molecule: messenger RNA, 596 nt
Organism: Hipposideros armiger (great roundleaf bat)
Lineage: Eukaryota; Metazoa; Chordata; Mammalia; Chiroptera; Hipposideridae
Gene: CRYBA4
Product: crystallin beta A4
Exons: 5
Coding region: 6-596 (196 amino acids)
Biological process (GO): lens development in camera-type eye; visual perception
Molecular function (GO): structural constituent of eye lens
Source: RefSeq, a predicted model, not a curated record